AUGCUGCAUCUCUAUGUGGGUUUGGCCGGAACUCCAAGGUCGUAUGAUGAAUUCAGAGUACUUUCCGUGUUCAAGCACCCAGCAUUUUCUCAAGAUUUCAAAAAUGAUAUCGCAAUACUUAAACUGAAUCGACCGGUAACCAUUGACAAAAUGAAACCUUUGUGCAUGUUUACCCAAAAAAAACAUCAGGAAUCUGCCCAAUCAACCUUGCCCUUUACCGUAUUCGACUAUGUUCAAGCUGGAGAUCACAUAACCAUAUUGGAAAAAGAUGUGGCACCCAUUAAUCCCCGUUACUGCUCAUAUAUAAUCGGAAAUACAAUCGAAGCGAAUCAAAUUUGUUUGCAGACUCCCCAAGGAAUGAGUCAUAACUACGGAAAUCGUGGCGACUUGUUGGCCAAAAAGAUUAUGUAUACGGGAAAAGAAUGGAUCGUCGUGCUUGGUAUAGUCAGUUAUACAUCCAAGGGCCUACAAGUUUUUACCAAUGUCAUAGAACAUACUGAUUGGAUAACCCAAAUUGUCACCUCUAAUCAAUAAAUUAACCUCUUGAUCAA
This is a messenger RNA of Drosophila takahashii, 551 nucleotides long. The record is from RefSeq and is a predicted model, not a curated record. NCBI's taxonomy places the organism in Eukaryota, Metazoa, Arthropoda, Insecta, Diptera, Drosophilidae.